AUACUGACAUUGAUAAGAAGAGGAACCACAAGGUUACCCCAUUACUCCUCUGGGAGCCAUUGUCCAUGUACUUUAUCCCAACAUUUGAUUUGAAAUUGCUUCCGAGUCCUGCCACUUUGAGAAGUUGGGAGUUGUUUGCAUGCUAAAAGGAAGCCGGAUCACCUCGCAGUGGGAGCAACAUGAAGCCUAUUCUGAUGGCUGGCUCCACUGUGGAGAAGGGAGUCAGGAAACCCAAGUGUGCGCGGUGCAGGAACCAUGGCGUGCUGGCUUGGCUGAAGGGCCACAAGCGGCUCUGCCCUUACAGCGGUUGCGCCUGUGUCAAAUGCAUCCUGAUCUCAGAGAGGCGGCGGGUGAUGGCGGCCCAGGUCGCCCUGAGGAGGCAGCAGGCAGUGGAGGAUGCCAUGUCCCUAGGCUGCUUCUCUCCAGGCCCAGUGCUCCCCCAGGGAACAACAGCGCAGCACUACCAGGUCUCAGCCCGCAGCAAGCAGAGAGGAGCAGCAAUGAUUGCAGAUGGACCCCAGCUGGAGGAGAUCAAGGAGGAGGGCAAGGGAAUGAAAGGGGAAAGACUGCAGAGUCAAUGUGGUUGGAGGUGGCCAAGGAGUGACCUGAGCACAGACAGGUUAAGUCACUCUGAGAUCCUGCAGCGCCUGUUCCCUGCUCAGCCUAGCUCAGGCCUCGAGCUUGUGCUGCAGGGCUGCAAUGGAGACGUGGUGAAGGCCAUUGAGCACUUUCUGUCAACCGGCGAUGAUGCCCGAAGGAAUGUCCACUUUCUCUCAGUCAUGAAAGAGGCGCGUUCUCCUAUGCACAGCCCAAUGAAUCGGUUACAUCCUCAUUUGGUUAGAAAGGCAUCUCUAGGCGGUACCAAUUCUGCUUUCACACCACUGCAGGGUCCCCUGGCUGCCUUCACUUCAGCUGUGGGUGUCUCUGCAGACACCGUCUUCAGAUCUGGAUCAGGAUCUGCCUGUGUUGACUCCAGAAGCUCAUUCCUAGCUUCUCAGACUUUCCCUAGAUUCAAAUGUUCACCUUUAGGUCUUCUAUUACCUCUCAGUGCCAUGCCUGCUUGUUAUCCAGUCACUUCCAAUGACUCCUGUCUAGACAGACUAUCCCAAAGUCUGUAA
This is a messenger RNA of Callorhinchus milii (elephant shark), 1118 nucleotides long. RefSeq names its product doublesex- and mab-3-related transcription factor A2. Gene Ontology annotation, cellular component: nucleus. Gene Ontology annotation, molecular function: RNA polymerase II cis-regulatory region sequence-specific DNA binding; protein binding; DNA-binding transcription factor activity, RNA polymerase II-specific. Lineage: Eukaryota; Metazoa; Chordata; Chondrichthyes; Chimaeriformes; Callorhinchidae. The transcript has 3 exons. The coding region runs from base 180 to 1118 and encodes 312 amino acids. The record is from RefSeq and is a predicted model, not a curated record. Gene Ontology annotation, biological process: regulation of transcription by RNA polymerase II; sex differentiation.